AUGGGGCCGGCAACCUUUGCAGGUGGUUGGUGGUUCCUGAUUGCAUACACAGCGGUGGUUUACCUGAUAUCCAUCGAGUAUUCACGAUUGAUCGCUGGUGUCUUGGAGCCUCCACCUGUCAGGGCCCAGCGCUGGGCUUUGUUCUUCGUCAGUGCCUCCAUCCUGCUUGCUGCUCACUGCCGAGUGCUGACUGGUAUCUUCGAAUGUGCCGCAGUCACUCUACUGGUUCUGCUCUUGCUGUUGCAAGGCUCGUCGGCAAUGAUUUCCGUUCGAAGGGCAACAUGA
Molecule: messenger RNA, 285 nt
Organism: Symbiodinium pilosum
Lineage: Eukaryota; Dinophyceae; Suessiales; Symbiodiniaceae
Source: the annotation of a GenBank genome assembly